CUAGGGUCGAAGCGUCAGUAUCUAAUUGCCCUGCUGCCGCGUCCCUAGCCUCCCGGCUCUCAACCAUCUGAUUCUCCCGGGAGUUUGAUUGUCGCUGUCGCCUCUCCUGGGAUAGGACCAUGUCGCGCAGCUGUUGUCUUCCUCUCCCCCUCCUCACUCGGGGCUCGGCUCUUGCUUUGCUCUGUCUCUUACUGAGAACUUUUGAGAUCGAUACAUUGAGUCUUACUUUGAAGGACUCCCACAAUGCUACUUGUUUGCAUGCCCAAUGGCAGAUGAAUUUCACAAUAGAAUAUGAAACUGUAAACCAUGGCCUGAAAAACAUAACAAUUCAGGUCCCCGACAACGUAUCUUACAGUGGAAGUGAUUGUGGUACUGAGGACAAUGUUCCCCAAAUUAAAGUUCAGUUUGGAUCGGGUUUCUUUUGGAAUGUGAACUAUACCAGAAUGAAUCAUGUGUAUUUCGUUGACAACAUCUCCUUUUCCUAUGACACCAGCAAUAACGACACUUUUCCGGAUGCCAAAGAGAAAGGACAAGUAAGCACCUUUCUUGAGGUUGGUGAAGUUGAUGUUCCAAUGGAUGAACUCUUUAGAUGCCGUAGCUUAAUGACGGUAAAAGAAGGCAACGUCACUCACAACUAUUGGGAUAUUCUUGCACAAGCUUUUAUCCACAACAGUACGAUAAGCACCAGAGAGUAUGUCUGUGACAAAGAUAAAACUGUGCCAACUGUAUCAACGACCACCCUUACUACUGUGCCUGCUCCUACUUCAAAACCUAUCCCGGAAGAAAAACCCCAUCCUGGUACAUAUUCUGUUAAAAAUGGGAGUGCUGUUUGUCUCUUGGCCACUGUGGGGCUGCAGUUGAACAUCACCAAAGAUAAGGUUACUUCACUUUUGAACAUCAACCCCAAUACGACGGAUUAUAAUGGUGUGUGUCUUAAGGAAUCAGCCAUGCUUUGGUUGAAUGGCAGCAGCAUCGAGUAUCUCGCAUUUCUUUUUGCUAUAAAAAAUGGAAACCGAUUCUUUCUGAAAGGGGUGAAUGUCAGCUUGUCUUUUGUAAACGGUUCUGAUUUUGCUGCCGCGAAUAACGACCUUAACUGUUGGGAUGCCCCGAUAGGAAGCUCUUACAUGUGCAACAAGGAGGAGACUAUUGCAGUUUCUGACACAUUUCAAAUAAAGACUUUUGAUCUAAGGGUGCAACCUUUCAAUGUGAUGGGAGGAAAGUAUUCUACAGCCCAAGAAUGCUUUGCUGACUCUGACCUGAACUUUCUUAUUCCAAUCGCAGUGGGUGUGGCCCUUGGCUUCCUUAUAAUUCUUGUCUUUAUCUCCUAUAUAAUUGGAAGAAGGAAAAGCCACACUGGCUAUCAGUCUGUGUAAUCACUUCAUCCUUCAUUGGCUUUCAUUUCUAACCAACCAAAGUAAUGUGUUCGCUACAUGGUGUAGUAGUUUGUUGUUGUUGUUGUUGUUUUAGUCAAAAUCUCUUCCCUGCCAUGAGCUACUAGCCAACUUUAGUAUAAGUGAGCCUUGUCCAAAAACACUUGGGUUCUUUCUGUCCAAUCUGGAAUGUAAUUACAGAAGGAAAGAUUUACUCCUUAAAAUAUUGUCUCGUAUGGAUCCUGUGGAUGGAUGUAUUCCCCAGUAUUGCAGAGCCCAAACCAUCCAUGCACAACUCUUGUCUAGGUGCCUGAGCCAAUCUAAAGGGGGUCCAUCCACUGUGCUGGGGGGGGGGAGCCUUCUGGCUCUUGACAUUAGGCAACACCAUCACUUAUCCCUCGUUCUUGCUGGAUACUCAGCCCACCUCCUUUUGCAGUCCUCCAUCUCUUUCAUUUUCUCUUUUACAAAGCUUCAUGCAUGUAAUUCAUCUUUUGCAAUGUGCUGUGGCCCAUUUAUACCCACUCUGUGUCCGUCCCUUCAUUCCCCUUUGGUUGACCCUCAAUUCUGAUGCCUUGGAAAUUGAUUGAUUACAUGCUUCACUAUCAUAGCGCAUCGGUAUUAAGAAGAUGGGGUUUCAUUUCAGGGAGAAGCUUGGAGUCAUUGAAAGCUGACACAAUUUCCCACAGUUGAUGCAGGAGCUCUUAAGACAGUCAAUUUCUCAAUAAGCAUUUUAUUAAGCACUUACUACGUGCCAGGCCAGGGUGCUAGGCUGUUGAUGCAAAGAAAAGCAAACAAACGAGUCCCUGCCCUAAGGAAAUCCACAUUCUAAUGAAUCAUAAAGUUAUGGCUGGAAGGGACCGUCAAGGUCAUUGAGUCCAACCUUUUCAUCUUUCAGAUAAAGAUACUUAAACCCGCUGAGAGGAAAUAGAGGAAAUGAACCAAUGUGGGAUGGUAGAAAGAGGGCAGAACUUGGAAUUAGGGAAGGUGGGUUCAAAUCCCGCCUCAGAAAUUUACUACCUGUGUGUACUUGGACUGAGUCAUUUCACUUUUCUAAGCCUCAGUUUCCCUAUGUGUAAAAUAAGGGGGCUAAAUCUGAUGAUCCCUUAAAGUGACUAUUUCAUGAUUCUGCUGAAAUCUUGCUACUUUUCCCAACACACUUUGACACUCCCCUCACCCCAACGAGCAGGAAUGCUAUUACAGAAUUAAGUUACUGCAGGAAGAAAUGGAAUCUUGUUCAGUUUCACUGGUGUCUAACUUUAAAAUUGGUUCAUGACAAUAAUUCCUUCCCCAGCCCCAAGAAGAUCAUUUCUAUUUUUCCACAAUGAAACAUUGGUCACUAUAUUGUGAUCUAUAGUAAAAACCUGGCUAUUUUCUUUCUUACUAUGAUCUGUUCGUUGUUUAUCAUCAUCAUUAUUAAAUAAACAUUAUAUUAUCACAUCCUCUAACAAGGAAAAUUGUGCCCUGCUGAAUAUGGAACAAAUUGAUUAUCUCACACUUGACCCCUUAAUUAAGAAUAACCUUUGUCGAUUUUUUAGGUGUUACUUUUUCUAAUUGAGCAGUCUGUUUCCCUGGAACCCCAACUUAACUCAGAAAACCAAGUUCCCAUCUCUCAAUUUAUGCAGUGCUUUGUGCAUAUAUCUAUAUGUCCAAAAAGUUCUUUCAUUUAGAGCCUUUUUUUGCAUGUAUUUUGGUUUCUUUUCUCUAAGCAGCUAGUGCUCAUUCCAGGGAUGACAGGUACACUAUACCAGAGCUUCUUAAACUUUUUCCAUUCUCAACUCCUUUUUCUCCAAGAAAAUUUUACUUGACCCCCUGGUAAAUAGGUAUAAAAAUAAGUAUACAUAACUUCUUACUAAAAAAAAUAUACAUAACAUCUUACUGUUGCCGAAUUUUUCACGACCCCCAUAUUCAGUUAUGUGGCCCCAUAGGGGGUUGGGACCCACAGUUUAAGAAGCUAGGCACUAGACUCCUUGUUCAGGAUCCGGCUGUUCUGGGAAUUUGUUUCACCUGAAUUAUGUCUCUGUAGCAACCCCAUUUGGCUCCAGCCUUGUGGGGUAAGCUACUCCCAGCCCCAUAUUUGCUUCGCUCUGAUGGAUUAUUACCUUGUCCCUAUAAGUUUCCCUUGCUUUGUCAUCACCACAGGCCUGUGGUUUCACUCCUGCUUUUGUACAGAACACACCCCUUUCACAUCUUCUUGGACUGUGCAGCUCUUGUCUAUAUUCUCCCAUAAAUCCCUGGCCACAUGCAAAUUUGUGGAGCUUUGAAUGCUUUUUUAAAUGUACUCUCCAUUCUAGUGACACUGGCACAAGGUUGCAUUUCCCACCUCCAAGCCUUUGCAUCCGCUGUCCCCCAUGUCUAGAAUGCACUCCUUCCUCACCUUCACCUCUUGGAAUCCCAAGCUUCCUUCUAAGCACAACUCAGGUGCCACCUGAGGCCUUUCCUGAUGCCCCCCCCCGUUGUUAGCCCCCUCCCCUCCCUACAAUUACUUUGUAUAUACUUCUUACUUCUCUGUGUCCAUGUUAUCUCCUCCCAGGAGAAUGUACGCUCCUUGGGGGCAGGGACUGUUCGGUUUUUUUGUCUUUGUAUCCCAGUGCUUAGAACAAUACCUGGCAUACUAUAGGUGCUUAAUAAAUGUUGAAUUGAAUUACACCACAUUGGGUUGUUUCUUCUCUCUGGGCCUCAGUUUCCCAUUCUGUAAAAUGAUGGAGUUAGACUGGAUGACCUUCAAGGACCCUUCCAGGUGUAAAUGAAUGUCAGCAGGACUGCUUUGCAUGUCUCUCAGUAGCACCAGAAAGAUGUUUGUUUUACCAAGAUACCUCUCUGUGGGUAACUCAGGACAAAAAAAAAUGCCCCAAAGAUGACUCCAUUGGGCUUCUUCUUAGUUUAAAGACAGAAUUUCACCUUACACUUUAUUUAAGUCCAAAGCUACCUCUCAGCACAAUGCAUAUGGUCAUCCUUUUAUUUCCACCAUUAAUCAGUUCUAAAAACAUUAGUCAACUAUUGCGGUUAUGGAAAUGGUUUCUUCCCCAGCUGAAAAACCACAGAGCUUCUCAGUCAUCUUUCUCUGCUGCUUUGCUUGACUUAUAGCCUUUAAAGGCCUACCUCCCAAUUUAGGACAGAACAUUAGCUUGUUUAAUUAUAUCUCCUUUUGAGCACUCUAACUAUGGCCUACUGAUUUAAGCAUCUGUCUUGUCAGUGCAUGGACACAAAGAAUUUUUCCCUCAGAAGCCUCCUUUUGAGAAUGUUCCCAAGUGGAAGAUGCCAAGAGUUUUGGUCAAUGUGAUAGCACUGUUUCAGUAAAUAUAUGUGACACGAGUGCCUGAGAAGCCAGAUUAAUCAAAUCAUCUGUUGACCUUGAUAAAACUUUCACUUUAAAAUGUUUUUGGAGGGCAGUUAGGUGGCACAGUGGAUAGAGCACUGGCCCUGGAUUCAG
Molecule: messenger RNA, 4800 nt
Organism: Dromiciops gliroides (monito del monte)
Lineage: Eukaryota; Metazoa; Chordata; Mammalia; Microbiotheria; Microbiotheriidae
Gene: LAMP2
Product: lysosomal associated membrane protein 2
Exons: 9
Coding region: 120-1373 (417 amino acids)
Cellular component (GO): membrane
Source: RefSeq, a predicted model, not a curated record